Molecule: messenger RNA, 2661 nt
Organism: Equus quagga
Lineage: Eukaryota; Metazoa; Chordata; Mammalia; Perissodactyla; Equidae
Gene: DBNDD1
Product: dysbindin domain containing 1
Exons: 4
Coding region: 104-775 (223 amino acids)
Biological process (GO): negative regulation of protein kinase activity
Cellular component (GO): cytoplasm
Source: RefSeq, a predicted model, not a curated record
GGGCGAAGUCCGCGGGAGAGGCGGUCCGCAGGGCCCGGGGCCGACAGGGGGCGCGCGCGGGGCGGGGCGGGGCCGCACCUGUGCUGCGGGGCUCGGGGGGAGGAUGGCGGGGGGGACCGGGGCCCCGGAGCAGCUGCGCGCCCCGCCCCGCGGGCUCCUCCCCGCCGCCGCGGCCCCCCGGCUGCUGCCCCAAUGCGCUGCGCCGGGAGCCUGGGCCGAGUCGCCGCCGCAGCUGCAGGGGCGCCCGGGCCGGGUGACGCCGCCGCCGCCCGCGCCCCUCCCAGACCCCGCCGGCCGCAUGGAGCCCCCGGAGGGCGCCAGCCCGGGAGAAAUAGUUAAGGAGGUUGAGGUGCCACAGGCUGCCCUGGGCACCCCGGCCCACGGACCAGGGGACAGCGGGCACUCGCCUGUGGCCGAGGAGGAGGUGGGCAUCCCAAUACCGGCACCAGGGCUCCUGCAGGUCACAGAGAGGAGGCAGCCCCUGAGCAGCGUCUCCUCUCUGGAGGUGCACUUUGACCUCCUGGACCUCACCGAGCUGACUGACAUGUCCGACCAGGAGCUCGCCGAGGUCUUCGCUGACUCGGACGACGAGAACCUGACCAGCGAGUCACCGGCAGGCCUGCACCCGCUGCCCCGGGCCGGCUGUCUGCGCUCCCCCUCCUGGACGCGCACCAGGGCCGAGCAGAACCGCGAGAAGCAGCCCGUCAGUGACGCCGAGCGGCAGCCGGGAAUUGUGGACACGUUUCUCACCGUGGAGAGGCCCAAGGAGGACUAGGGGGCUGGCCCCAGGGCCGCGUGGGAAGACCUGGACAGUCGUGGCCCCAUGGACACUCUGCCCGCCCCACGUGGCUCCGGGCCGGGGUCUCGGGGCACCCCAGCACAAGCACAGUCCAGUGGCCUUACGUCCAGCUCCUUCCUGGUCCCUGGAUCAGGGACCACAACAGCCGGGGAUGAGAUGGGAGUGGCCUGGGCCUUCUGGAAACUUCUUUCUGCAGGACUGGUGCUCUCGUCUGUCACAAGAUUCCUGAGUGGGUUCUGGGUGUGGGGGGACCUGAGCCAGCAAGAGCUGCUCUGCAAAGCCCCUGGGGGUUUUGGGGUUCUAGUCUGUGAAUGGCCACACCGAGCUCCAGCCCAUGGGAUGCUCUGCUGUCCAGCCAAGUAUGUGGGUGGGCGGGUCCUUAAAAUUGCCACCUUGAUUUCAAUCAUGUCCCCUUCCUGCAGCCCAGGGAGCAAUGUCAGCACCAGGGUCCCCUCCCCAGGCCCUAAAACCCUGCCUCUCCUGGUCUCUGCGACAGCAGGGCCCACUCCCCUAGCUCAGAACACCAAAUAUGGCACCACUGCCUCCGACUGCUGGGCAGGGGUUCACCUUAGCCUGUGACAUCCCCACAGUCCAGCACGCACCCCCGUGGGUCUGAGUCCCCAGCCAGCCUCCUGGCCUGGGGUGGAGCAGCCUGAGGUGGGCGGGGAUGUGAGGGGACCUGUGCACAGCCCCCGGCCCCCAAUUCAGGGGCACCAGGCUCGGCUAUUCCCAAUGCUGCUGCCUACGUGCUAAGGGAUAGAAUAGGCUUCUGGUCUGCCAGCGAGUCCAAGAAUGGUUUUAAAAUACACGUGUAAGCUUGCUCUCUGUCCCCACGCCAACCUGCCCUGACCCAUCCCCCACUGGAACGUUUCUGGGGAAGGAAGCCGGGCUCUUCUGUGGAUGCGCUGGGCAUGUGCUGGACCCACUGCGUGCAGCUACAGGCAAGUCCCUGCCAGGAAAAUGGGCCUCAGAAACGCAGGAGUUUGCCUUCCGCGCGGGGCCUGGGGGACACCGCCCACGCCCUCCACGCACGAUGAGCAGCACCAUGCAGAUGCAGACCAGACGCGACCGAGAAUUCCUCUUAAAACCGAUCCCACCCCACCAACCGGGUCUUCCUGCCCAAUUUCCAUCCUUCUUGCUGCAGCUUCCGCAGAGCUCGUUGACAAAAAGUGGGAUUAAAACAUCACCCACCCCAAGGCCUCACCAGGUCUCUUCCUUUCAGCUGACCCCAGCGCUCAGGGGCGCAUGCUGGGGGCGGGGCUGACGCUCGAGGAGCAACGCUCAUGCUCCAGGUCUUUCUCCAGCUGCAGCCACUAGGGGCUCAGCCUUGCUGCCUCCGGGCUGCUUAUCUGGGUCACACUUCAGGGACAAGUGCCCUGGUCGUCUGGUCAUUAGGUGAAGAUCCUGCCCCCACACAAGCCCAAGCUGGAAGCGGAACAAGGUUCCCUGGUGAGUCUCCCAGCGAGGACAACAGGCUUCUCACAGGGAGGCAGCCAGCAAGCAGGGCCCCUCUGCGAGCAGAAGGCCAAGGCCAAGGCCCAACCCCAACCAUUUUAACCACCUGUGAGACGGGCCCAGAGAACAGACACUGGGCACCAUGCAGGUGGGUCCCCAGCCUCCCUGACAGAAGAUUCUCAGCCAGGUCUCCUCCAUCCGUGGGCCCAGGAACCGACCUGAAGCUGGGGAAUGGGUGCCCAGGUGGCUCUGGAUGCCACAGCGCCUCCCUAGGAUUGAGGGGAGCACCCAGACAGGACCCUGGCAGGACCCCCAAACCACUCAGCUAACGGAGGCUGAAUCUGGUGGAAGCUGCAUUACACAGUGAGCCCUGAAUUUGUUUGUUUGUUUUGGUGAGGAAGAUUAGC